This is a messenger RNA of Nothoprocta perdicaria, 3702 nucleotides long. RefSeq names its product muscleblind like splicing regulator 2 (gene MBNL2). The record is from RefSeq and is a predicted model, not a curated record. NCBI's taxonomy places the organism in Eukaryota, Metazoa, Chordata, Aves, Tinamiformes, Tinamidae. The coding region runs from base 66 to 1241 and encodes 391 amino acids. Gene Ontology annotation, molecular function: metal ion binding. The transcript has 8 exons.
UUUUGAGCUUUCUUUGGCAUAAUUCACUUGACAGCAAUUUACAGCAGCCAAAUCAGCUCUUCAUCAUGGCUUUGAAUGUGGCUCCUGUCAGAGAUACAAAAUGGCUAACGUUAGAAGUGUGCAGACAAUUUCAGAGGGGAACUUGUUCACGCUCUGAUGAGGAAUGCAAAUUUGCACAUCCCCCUAAAAGUUGCCAGGUUGAAAAUGGAAGGGUUAUUGCCUGCUUUGAUUCCCUAAAGGGUCGUUGUACAAGGGAGAACUGCAAGUACCUUCACCCACCAACGCAUUUAAAAACGCAACUGGAAAUCAAUGGCAGGAACAAUUUAAUUCAGCAGAAAACGGCAGCAGCAAUGCUGGCCCAGCAAAUGCAGUUCAUGUUUCCAGGAACACCGCUACAGCCAGUGCCCACGUUUCCAGUGGGUCCCACAAUAGGAACGAACACGGCUAUUAGCUUUGCUCCUUACAUCACACCAGUAACCCCCGGAGUUGGCCUCGUCCCGACCGAGAUCCUACCCACGCCGCCUGUCAUAGUUCCUGGCAGUCCGCCGGUUUCAGUCCCUGGUUCCACUGCUACCCAGAAGCUCCUCCGGACUGAUAAACUGGAGGUGUGCAGGGAGUUCCAGAGAGGCAACUGUGCGCGUGGAGAGACUGAUUGCCGCUUUGCACAUCCUGCAGACAGCACAAUGAUUGACACAAACGACAACACCGUAACCGUGUGUAUGGAUUACAUAAAAGGUCGUUGCAUGAGGGAGAAAUGCAAGUAUUUUCACCCUCCUGCACAUUUGCAGGCCAAAAUCAAAGCGGCGCAACAUCAAGCCAACCAGGCUGCGGUGGCAGCCCAGGCAGCUGCGGCAGCUGCGACUGUGAUGACUCAGUCGACUGCCAAAGCAAUGAAGCGACCUCUCGAAGCAACUGUAGACCUGGCCUUUCCUCCUGGGGUUCUUCACCCUUUACCAAAGAGACAAGCACUCGAAAAAAGCAAUGGUGCCAGUGCCGUUUUCAAUCCCAGUGUCUUGCACUAUCAACAGGCUCUUGCCAAUGCCCAGUUGCAGCAACACGCAGCGUUUAUCCCAACAGGGUCAGUUUUGUGCAUGACACCCGCUACCAGUAUUGAUAAUCCUGAAGUAAGGAGCAGAAGCGGAACGGAAUGUCAAGAGGCCUCCCUGCGAUCGGCAAAGCCCGGUUACUGUACAUACUACCCUGUCUCCUCCUCUCUAGAGUUGCCACAAACUGCAUGCUAAGUAACGAGUUUGUUCUGACGGACAAAUCACACAAACUCUAAAGGAAAAAAAAAAAAAAAAAGUUAAAAAAAAGUAAAAAAAAAGCUAGUGCUGCUAUGUUAUAUAUGAAUAUUAAAUAUGGUAUGCUUACUAUAUUCCAACCUAAAAUAGUUAACUACCUGAUACCAGCUGUGAUGUUUCAAGACAUAAAGGGUAACAUUUAGUUUUAAAGGUUUUCUAAACAUAAUUUACUUCUUGCGAAUAUUGUCUCCAUAACGAUAACCUAACACAAACGGUCCAAUUAAUUUAGUCUUGGGAGAUUCAGCGUUUCUGAAUCUUUCAAGUUCAGCAAUAAUUAAUUUGUAUCGGCUAAAAACCUACUCCAGUUGCAGGUUUGAUUUUAACCCCUAUUAUGAAUGGGUUUCUUCCUCUUGGCUCUAAAUCUUGGUUUUGCUCCCCUCGUGAGCUUAUUCCAAGACGAAGGAAACGAAACAAAGCCCAGCGUCCUGCACGUCACCCUGCCAAUCUAAACGUUUUAGCCAGAAAUCCAAAGUAAAGCACAAAUUCUGUCGAUGCAGAGAGUUGAUGUUCGACUUCUAUGGAGAAAUUGCAUUGGAAUCAUAGCAGAAUAGCAGAAGAAAAAUAAAAAUUUUGCACAGUAUGACCUUCAUACCCCUCUUUAAUCCCCAAAAGAACAAAGUCUUGAAAAUAUUAUUUUACAAGUAUAUUUAUAAUGUUUUUAAAAGAGACUUUGCAGAAGUGCCUAAAUUUUGUCACAUCAGACUUGAUGGAAGUGAGCCUGAUGCCAACAGUCUAAUCUUACAGGAAGCGACUAAUCUUUCAAACUCGUAAUCAGGUUACCAAAAAGAUCCAAGCUGUUAAGAAACAGCUUCUCUAAACGUAAAAUCAUACAAAAGACCAAACAAACAAAAGAAAAACAAAACAGACAAAAAAAGAAAAAAGGAAGGUGCAGAUGAAGAGAUUUGUAUGAUAUUCUCACUUAACUAAAAUUCAGUUUAGUCACUGAAACUUGACAAGUGACUUUAAUCUAGAUUAACAACUGAACACUAAGAAUGUAGGAUGAGAUUCAGUUUCAUAAAUCAUUACUGUAUUUGCAUUUUUAAAUUGGAUCAUAAGAUUGUAACCAGAUUAGAGUGAAGGAAAAAAAUAGUUCUUUUAAUUGUUUUUCUUUAAAAACAUAUUUUGUGUCACAAAAGUAUGAAGAUAUCUUUAAUACAGUUAUAUACAUAUUAUAUAUACAUACAUACAUAUAUAUGGAUGAAGCAGAUUUUAAUGUUGUUUACUUUUUUAAAUACUUUGUUGAUUUACAAGGUAAUUAUAUAUGUAUAAUUAAAAUUUCAUUUGUUUGAUUUGAGAUUUGUUUCAAGCACUAUUGUACCAAAUAUUUCAUAUUUCACAUUUUAUAUGUUGCACAUGUAUCACAUGAACUGCAUAGUUUUUAAAUUAUUGUUUAAAAAAACAAGACAGCUGUUAUAAGUGGAUAUUAUGUAUAAUUGUUUGCGGCAUAAGUUUUCUAUGUGGACAUUAUUAGUGAUUGCAGUAUUUUAACUUAACCUCUUCAGAUUGAUUGUAAACUAUUUGAAACUUUGGCAGCACUGCCUGUUCUGAAAGACUGAAGGCACUAACCGUAUAAUUAUUUGUCUAGGAGAUUAUUUUCCGGGCUAAAUCUUGUUUGUCCAAUGUCUAAUUACUAUCUAUUUAUAUAUAAAGCUGGAGAUUUGAUCAUCCGAAAGAAAACAAGUAAUCACAAUUCGAUUGUAAAAUUAACAUAGUGCUUGUAACGUUGCGUUAGUUUUAAUUUGUGGAAAAAUAAUGUAUCUUAACUUGUUACUUUAGCAGUUAAGGUAUCACCAUUAUAUACUAUUAAACACUAAUAUUUGUAGACUUUCUCAGUCAUUAUAACUAGGUAGUUGACACUGCAACUUGCCUAUAUCUGUCAAAGUUGUUUUUAUUUUUUUAUAAUAGUUAAUUUAGGCAUUUGGGUAGCUUAUUGUAUAAUACUAAAUGGUAAAUUAUCCAUGUUGUUUAAAUAUUUUAUGUAGAUAACUCUUCAAAACAUGGUUUGUGUGAACUUUUUAUGUUUCAGAAUAACUGUUAUUCUAUGUUUUUUACAAUUAAUCCAAUACUACUAUUUUUUGCCCAUGGAUGACGAAGCUUCAGAUACAUCAGGUCUUUCAUCCAGAUCAACUGACAGACAAAAAAAAGAAAAAAAAAAAAAAAGAGAGAAAAUGUAUUUUUAAUAAGAGAUCCACUUUCCGACUUUAUGACUUUGUAAUAUUCCUAAAAGCUGUACAAGUGCAAAACUAUGCUAACAAUAAGGAGGCAAUUACAGACAUGUGCAAAUAUGUGUACAACAGAUUCUGCAUUUUAUUUAUUUAUAAAGUAAUUUUAUAGACUAUUUCAAAAUUUGGGAAGAUCUAAAACUAUUUUUCUGUAUAAAUUUUAUUUGCCAAAACUUUGU